Molecule: messenger RNA, 3257 nt
Organism: [Torrubiella] hemipterigena
Lineage: Eukaryota; Fungi; Ascomycota; Sordariomycetes; Hypocreales; Clavicipitaceae
Source: the annotation of a GenBank genome assembly
GUCUACAAUGUAGGUGGUCCAUACCCAUAAACAAGAGCCGAACGCUAGGAAUGGAUGGGCUAUUAUUGUAAAUAUCAUGGUGUUUGGUUGAUAAGCCACCUCCGCCCCUCACUCACAACGUCGCAGCUGUUGCCAUUGCCAGUUUGACACUGCCAACGACGCUCCUCGCAGCUGGCAACAGUCGGCACCUCUUCGCACGAUCCUCACGAUUUCUCCAACACAUCACGACCAUCACAAUGAGAGACCAUGGCGCCUAUCCAGACUCACCCACAGAGGUUGAGAAACUGGGCCUCCUUGAAGAACAAUUGGUUUCUGAAGUAGGCAGUGAACAUGAGAGCUACGAUUUCGAUCCGAAAAACUACAUUACUACGUCGGUCCAGCCUCUACAGUCGGCAGCGAGUAUUCUAUCCACGCAGAUUCGUUCAACAUCAUGGAAACGUUCGCUGUCCAGCGUUGUUGUGUUUAUCACACCCAGUUUCAUGCAGCACAACGGUAGAGAAAUGAUCAGACCAGCCAAGCUAUAUCCUACCUCUUAUCUCGAUGGUAUCCGUGGAUUGGCUGCACUGUUUGUAUUCUUCUGCCACUUUUUCUACCAGGCUUUCAACAUCGCUGAAGGCUGGGGCACCAACGAGAAUAACUACCACUUUCUCAAACUCCCAUUUAUUCGACUCUUUUAUCAGGGAGCUCCAGCUGUUUGCGUCUUUUUUGUCAUCUCAGGCUAUGCGCUCUCCUACCGCCCACUGAAGUUCGUUCGCAGUCGGUCUCCAGCGGACUUCUCCAACGCGAUCAGCUCCCUAGUCUUCCGACGUGGUAUUCGCCUGUUCUUACCUACUGCUACGUCAAUGUUCAUCAUUGUCGUCCUCCUCCGUAUCGGAGUCUACGACUGGAGCAGAGACUUUGCCAACGAUAGAAGAUUCCUCAAGAACUUUGCCGAACCGCAUCCUGAAUGCCUCCCUACCAUCUAUAUCCAAUUCCAUCAUCUCAUGAUGACAAUCUUCCAAUUCAUCCACAUCUUUGACUGGGACCAAUAUGGAGGUUCUACCAUUCUUGAUGUCCAUUUGUGGACUAUUCCUGUCGAAUUUCGCUGCUCUCUGUUCCUGUUUCUGGUUCUUGUUGGAACCGCUCGCCUGCAAACAAAAUACAGAUACCUGGCUGUUGGCGGUUGUAUUUUCUUCUGCUACUGCAAUUCCAGAUGGGAACUUUGCCUUUUCCUUUGGGGCAUGCUUCUCGCUGAGAUGGAUCUUGUUCGAGACGCUCAUUCCGGUCCCGUACCCCCACCAUUCUUAGAGGUGGUUUCUAAAUGGAAGAUGCCUACAAAAGCCCCUUCCUUUUGGGCGUUUAUCAUCGUCAUCAGUCUUUACUUGAUGUCCAUGCCGGAUGUCAAUCCUGAACUGGCCCCUGGCUGGGCAACUCUGACAAGCAUGAUCCCCAGCUGGUGGGUUGGGGAGCGAUACAGAUUCUGGCAAUCAAUAUCCGCUGUUCUGUUUAUAUGGGCUGUGGGACACUGCACUUCCUGGCAAAGCUUUUAUAACAGUGAUGUGGUCCAAUACUUUGGCAAGCUGUCGUAUGCGCUUUACUUGGUACACGGACCGGUACUUCAUUGCAUCGGCUAUCAAAUUCAAAAAAUGACGUGGGGUAUCACCGGCGUGGAAGGCCAUGCAUACAACCUUGGCUUCGUAAUGUCCGGGUUCUUCAUCAUCCCAAUCACUAUUUGGAUAGCAGAUAUGUUUUGGAGAGGCGUGGACAUUCCUACUGUCAAAUUUGCCAAAUGGGUGGAGAGCAAGCUCGUUUAUCGAGCUUAAGGAGCAGAGACUGUAUCCCUUAAGGUAUGAGAAUCCUGGGAGCUUGAUGAAGAUUCGGUUUAGUAAUGAGUGUUGUAUUUUGUUUUUUCGAUUCUCUCCCAAUCUUUGAUGGCGGUAGAUACACUUGCGCGUAUACAUAUGGGUAGCAAUCUAUGAUCUUAUAUGUCACAAUUCGGCCUGCUCUUGUUCUUGGUCACCCUCUUCCCUGUGAUACACCCUGUUCCCUGCGACCCAAGUUUCUCUGACCUUGACAUUGCGUAGGUCUUCUGUCGAAAGACUUUCCAAAGGCGCAUCCAAUACAACCCAGUCCGCGAAGGCACCCUUUGUUAUUUGGCCAGCCUUGCCCUCCAUAAAGGCUCCAUAUGCAGGACUACCAGUAAAUCCCCACAGAGCUUCAUCGAGACUAAGCGCUUCUUCCAAAUGCCAACCACUCUUACUUCCAUCGGGAGCUGUGCCAGUAUGUGGGCUAAGUCGUGUAAUGGCAGCGUAUAUACCUUCAAAAGGAUUUGGCGGUUCGACUGGGAAAUCGCUACCUAGAAUUGGAUCAAUGUCGAGAAGGGACUUCAUCCGGUAUGCUUCCUCAGCCGUGCGCUUUGGACCGAGGCGAUCUUCUGCAUACUUCAUAUCAGAUGUAGCAUGUGUGGGUUGAAUAGAUGGGAUGAUCCGAAGCUUGUGCAUACGGGCCUGAUCGUCCGGGUGGAUGAUUUGUGCAUGCUCAAUACGGUGACGGAAGCGAGCCUGGCACUUGUACAAAUCAUCUCCAUCUACUUCAGGACACUCUUGUUUAAGCGCCGUUUCGAGUGCAUCUAUGGAGUUGCGGUUGGCCAAAUCACCGAUGGCAUGGAUAUUUACCUGAAACCCAUGAGCUGCCCACAACUUAGCGACGGUGGCUAAAGAUGAUCCAUUGAUCAGAAGAGAUCCAGAUGACCAUGGGUGGUCGGAGUAUGGCUCCAGCAUGGCGCUACCCCAGCUACCAAGAGCUCCAUCAGCAAAUAGCUUAACGCUGUGGACAGUCAAGCGCCCGUCAGCCCGGGCAAUCUUGUUUGCAUUUUGUGGGCAAAAGGUGUUUCGAGUGUCACAUUCCAACAUGGAAUAUAUCCUAACAGUCCAAUCGUCCGAAUCCGCGAGUGUGUUGUAGAGUUCAACUUGACUUGGGACAGUGCUUGCAUCGUGUACUCCCACAAGGCCAAGUUCAUUUAGCUUUCGCAUCGCACUCUUGACAGCUACUGCUUGCAUCUCAACACUUGGCUUUGGCCAUAGUGGCAUAACCAUAUCAAGGGCAUUGUCGCAGAAGACACCAAGUCCGGGAUCUCGUACAACUUCGCCACCAGGAACAUCCGGGAUUGGAGUCGGUAUCAAGUCAAGAACAGCUUGUGAGAUCCACGAGCAGUGAACGUCGGCUCGAUCUAGCAUGAUAAAAUGGCCUCGUAGCUCUUCGUCCUGUUCAAAAUCAUC